Messenger RNA from Alosa alosa (allis shad), 2055 nucleotides. It is a transcript of the gene tubg1, whose product is annotated as tubulin, gamma 1. Gene Ontology annotation, molecular function: structural constituent of cytoskeleton; GTP binding. Lineage: Eukaryota; Metazoa; Chordata; Actinopteri; Clupeiformes; Clupeidae. The transcript is spliced from 11 exons. Gene Ontology annotation, cellular component: centrosome; spindle; gamma-tubulin complex. Gene Ontology annotation, biological process: mitotic spindle organization; mitotic sister chromatid segregation; microtubule nucleation. Bases 144 to 1496 code for a protein of 450 amino acids. The record is from RefSeq and is a predicted model, not a curated record.
CAGGGAGCAUGCGCUCUUCAGAGAGGCAGGAAGCCGUUUUGCGGCAUUUGUGAUGUUGAAGCGGGAAGCCACGGAAAUCUGCUCCCACUGACAGUCAACAACGCAAAAGGAGACAGCUUCACCAGUCCACUAAGAGGGCAAGCAUGCCUCGAGAGAUCAUAACACUACAACUUGGACAAUGCGGGAAUCAGAUUGGGUUUGAGUUCUGGAAGCAGCUGUGUGCUGAGCAUGGCAUCAGUCCUGAGGGCAUUGUGGAGGAGUUCGCCACAGAGGGCACGGACCGAAAAGAUGUAUUCUUCUACCAAGCAGACGAUGAGCACUACAUCCCCCGGGCAGUGCUGCUGGACCUGGAGCCGCGCGUCAUCCACUCCAUCCUGAACUCGCCCUACGCCAACCUGUACAACCCGGAGAACAUCUACCUGUCGGAGCACGGCGGUGGCGCCGGGAACAACUGGGCCAGUGGCUUCUCUCAGGGAGACAAAAUCCACGAGGACGUGUUUGACAUCAUCGACAGAGAGGCAGACGGCAGUGACAGCCUGGAGGGGUUUGUGCUGUGCCACUCCAUCGCUGGAGGAACUGGUUCUGGACUGGGCUCCUAUUUAUUGGAACGCCUCAAUGACAGAUAUCCCAAGAAGCUGGUGCAGACCUACUCAGUGUUCCCCAACCAGGAUGAGAUGAGUGAUGUGGUGGUGCAGCCCUACAACUCUCUCCUGACACUCAAGAGAUUGACACAGAAUGCCGACUGUGUGGUGGUCCUGGAUAACACUGCUUUGAACAGGAUUGCUACUGAUCGACUGCAUAUCCAGAAUCCUUCCUUCUCCCAGAUCAAUCAGCUGGUCUCCACCAUCAUGUCUGCCAGCACAACAACUUUGCGUUACCCUGGUUACAUGAACAACGAUCUGAUUGGUUUGAUAGCUUCACUCAUCCCCACACCCCGCCUCCACUUCCUCAUGACUGGAUACACCCCUCUCACCACAGACCAGUCGGUGGCCAGUAUCAGGAAGACCACAGUGCUGGACGUGAUGAGGAGGCUCCUGCAGCCUAAGAACGUGAUGGUGUCCACUGGACGCGACCGCCAGACCAACCACUGCUACAUAGCCAUUCUCAACAUCAUCCAGGGAGAGGUGGACCAAGGUGUUCAUAAGAGCCUUCAGAGGAUCAGGGAGAGGAAGUUGGCCAACUUCAUCCCGUGGGGCCCUGCCAGUAUCCAGGUUGCACUGUCUCGCAAGUCGCCCUAUCUGCCCUCGGCCCACCGCGUUAGCGGCCUCAUGAUGGCCAACCACACCAGCAUCUCCUCGCUGUUUGAGCGCACCUGCAAGCAGUACGACAAGCUGCGGAAGCGCGAGGCCUUCCUGGAGCAGUUCCGGAAGGAGGACAUGUUCAAGGACAACUUUGACGAGCUGGACAACUCGCGCGAGGUCGUGCAGCAGCUCAUCGACGAGUACAGCGCCGCCACGCGGCCCGACUACAUCUCCUGGGGCUCACAGGAGCAGUGAGACACACACACACACUCACACACUCUCAAGGCUGUGCCUCAUGAAAAGGAGUCUACACACAGCUGUGCUUCAUCAGGAGCCUACACACACACACACACACUGAUAAAGAAGUCUCCGAGCCUUCUACGUCCCUGUGCCACACUCAAAGAGUGGACAUUGUUGAUAACUGUUUGCUGAAGCGCCUCCCGGUUGGUCCUGACAUGGGAUCAGUAAGGACCUUAGCCCUCCAAUGAUAAAGUAGAGUAGCCAGAAAGGAAAUGGCUGUUCCCAGAACAGUCCCUCCUCUUCUUAGAGUCCCAUGUGUCUCUCUCUCUCUCUCUCUCUCUCUCUCUCUCUCUCACUCAUGUGUGCCUCAAAAAGUGCUCCGCAAUUGUAGUCAAGUGCUUGUUCAGUCUGUCUCCUCUGCUCUCUCUCUCUCUCUCUGGCACAGUCACCGCUACCUCUCAACCUUUUUCUUCUUCUUUUUGCUGAUCUACAGCUUUCCCUGUCUGGCUGAAUGACAUACUGCUGCUCCUCCACAGCAUUUACUAGAGAUGCACAUUCCCAUUAAUAUGUACAU